Messenger RNA from Cyphellophora attinorum, 1935 nucleotides. RefSeq lists its product as uncharacterized. Lineage: Eukaryota; Fungi; Ascomycota; Eurotiomycetes; Chaetothyriales; Cyphellophoraceae. Gene Ontology annotation, cellular component: nucleotide-activated protein kinase complex; cytoplasm; nucleus. Gene Ontology annotation, molecular function: protein kinase binding. Gene Ontology annotation, biological process: signal transduction. The transcript is spliced from 2 exons. The record is from RefSeq and is a predicted model, not a curated record. The coding region runs from base 1 to 1935 and encodes 644 amino acids.
AUGGGUUCAUUCCUUUUCAAAUGGCCGCAUUCUGCCAGCGAGGUCUACGUAACCGGCACAUUUGAUGACUGGGCCAAGUCUGAGAAGCUCGAGAAGGUCGGCGACGUCUUCCAGAAAGAGGUAGUUUUGAAAGAUGCCGACACGAAGAUCCUCUACAAGUUUGUUGUCGAUGGCAACUGGACCACCGACCACGAAGGUCCCAAGGAAGAUGAUGGAAGCGGCAACGUGAACAAUGUCCUCCAUCCAGAGCAGAUCACAAAAGCUUCUGCUUUCCGAUCUGGCGUCGGUCCCGAAAGCACCACCGCUGGCCUAGCAGGUGCGCAGCCAUUUGCUAGUGCGCCGGGCGCAUUCCCUGAGACGCCAGCGAAUGAAGCUGAGCCGAGCUUCGGUGUUGCGCCUAUACCUGCUUCGUCAGGCGCUGGCAACCCGGUCAACGUCCCUGCUGGCGAUAAGGUCCCCGAGAGCGUGACAGCUGACGCUAUCGGCUCGAACGCCACAACCUCGAAAGAGGCGUACGAUAACGCAGGCAGCUCUGAGUUCCCUGGCACAAGCGGCGAGGAAAAGACUUUCGGCGUCAAUCCCAUCCCGGCUUCAGAAGGCAUCGGCAAUCCAGUUUCUACAAAGCCGGGCGAGGGUUUGCCAGAGCAGGUCAGAUCUGCUCACACUGUUGAUUCUACCGUCACUACAUCGAAAGAGGACUACGAGAAGGCUGGCACAAACUAUGGUCUGCCUGCCGCGGGUGCAGCAGUCGCUGGCACCUUGGCUGGUGCAGCUGCGGCCAUCGGUAUCGGCAAGAAGGAGGACAAUGAGAAGCAAAUCAAGAACCUCAUCCCUGAAUCAUCCCUGCCCAUGGGCGCAGAUGCCGGAACUGGCGCAGAUGCAGGUCCUCAUAUCUCAUCUGUUGGUCCCGGCUCGACCACUGCUGCGCUCGCUGCCAACGUACCUCUUGAGUCGUCUAAGGUCGCCGAUGGCGUGCCUGAGCAGGUCAAAGAAUCGCUGGCUGAAGCACACCAGUCUGCUGAGGCGGCUGCGUCUCCAGAGGCUGUCAAGGAGAAGUCUGCGCUCGAGAAGGAGCUCUUGUCCAAGACGUCUCCCGUGGAAAGCACAAGCGAAGACGCAAAGGUUGCAAUCGCGGGUCAGUCAAGCUAUCAUGGCCUGGCUACUAGCGUGCCGAAGCCCGUAGAGGAGUCUAUCGCCAAGUCUGGUGCAUCACCAGAAGCUGCGGCUGACCCGUCCGUCGUCGCGGAGAAGACUGCUCUAGAGCGCGAGCUGGCCCAGAAGGUGCCGACGUCCGAGGCGACUGGUGAGCCCGCGCCUGUAGUCAGUGCUGAGACUUCAGCUGUGGCUCCUGCUGCAACCGGCGCUGCUGUCACUGGUGCUGCGGCUGCUGGAGCCGCAGGCAUUGCCUCGAGCGAAAAGACUGCGCCAGGUGCUUCCUCGCAUGCUGCGGCUGCAGUGUCCGACGGCGCUGGUGACGGCGAGGAGCUCGCUGCGCCCAAGACGACCACCACUACCACAGAUAAGAGCGAAGGCGACGCGACAGAAUAUGCUCCUCCACCGACCGGUAGCGCUGCUCCAGGCGUGUCAAGCGGCGCAGCCGCCGCAGUCUCGGAUGGCGCUGACCCUGGUCUUGCCGAUGAGCCUGCGGUCAAGAUGAUGAAUCAGAACGAGACUGGCGACCUCAGUGCUACGGAUGGUGCCAAAGACGAGAAGCCGGUCGAGUCUACCAAGGAAACCACGAAACCUCUGACGGCCGCGACUGGCGCGACUGCUGCUAUUGCUAACCCGACAACGGAGGCAAAGGCAACUGCACCCACGAGCACGACCAGCACACCUACUAAGAAACCAGCUGCCACACCAGAAAGCAGUCCCGCUACCAAGGAAAAGAAAAAGAAGAACCGGAUCAGCUCAUUCUUCAAGAAGAUCAUGAACUAG